Molecule: messenger RNA, 4662 nt
Organism: Calypte anna (Anna's hummingbird)
Lineage: Eukaryota; Metazoa; Chordata; Aves; Apodiformes; Trochilidae
Gene: ADORA2B
Product: adenosine A2b receptor
Exons: 2
Coding region: 181-1203 (340 amino acids)
Biological process (GO): adenylate cyclase-activating G protein-coupled receptor signaling pathway; G protein-coupled adenosine receptor signaling pathway; vasodilation
Cellular component (GO): membrane
Molecular function (GO): G protein-coupled adenosine receptor activity
Source: RefSeq, a predicted model, not a curated record
GGGGCUCGCCGCGCCCCUCCGGCCCCCCAGGCCCCGACGGGAGGCGGCGGUGAGCCCGGUCAUGGGUAUUUGUCUCUGGGAAGCGCUGCCCCGUGGCCUGUUGGUACCUGCGGCCGGGCGGCUGUUGGAAAGUACCUUUUUUUCAUGAACGGUUCUAGCUCCUUGCCCUGAGCUCUCGCCAUGGACACUAUGAAAACCACCUACAUCGUGCUGGAGCUGAUCAUCGCCGUCCUGUCUAUCGCUGGCAACGUCCUGGUCUGCUGGGCUGUGGCCAUCAACAGCACCUUGAAGAACGCAACCAACUAUUUCCUGGUGUCCCUGGCAGUGGCUGACAUUGCCGUGGGUUUGUUGGCCAUCCCAUUUGCCAUCACCAUCAGCAUUGGAUUCGAGGUGGAUUUUCACAGCUGCCUCUUCUUCGCCUGUUUCGUGCUGGUGCUGACCCAAAGCUCCAUUUUCAGCUUGCUGGCAGUGGCCAUCGACAGGUACCUGGCUAUUAAGAUUCCUCUGAGGUAUAACAGUCUGGUGACGGGCACGAGGGCAAGGGGCCUCAUCGCUGUGCUGUGGCUCCUGUCCUUUGGAAUUGGACUGACCCCACUGAUGGGCUGGAAUAAAGCCAUGAGUGGAUGUCCCAACGCCACCAACGAGACCGGGGCGGGCACUGGGACGGAGCCCCACGGCUGCUUCAUCUCAUGCCUCUUUGAGAACGUGGUAACCAUGAGUUACAUGGUGUACUUCAACUUCUUUGGAUGUGUGCUGCUUCCCCUCGUCAUCAUGCUGGGAAUCUACAUCAAGAUAUUCAUGGUUGCCUGCAAACAGUUGCAUCAGAUUGAACUGAUGGGCAACUCCAGGACCACACUGCAGAAGGAGGUCCAUGCAGCCAAGUCUCUCGCCAUCAUCGUGGGGCUUUUCGCCUUCUGUUGGCUGCCCCUACAUAUCUUGAACUGCAUCACUCUCUUCCACGAGGAGUCCUCCAAAUCCAAGCCUGAGUGGGUGAUGUACAUGGCCAUCAUCCUUUCCCACGCCAACUCUGUCAUCAAUCCCAUCAUCUAUGCCUACAGGAUCAGGGAUUUCCGCUACACCUUCCGCAAGAUCAUUUCCAAGAUCCUCUGCAAGGCAGACGACUUCCCCAAGUGGCCCACUGACAACAACCAGCACCUGACUGUCACCAACAUCAACUGCCCCGUUGCCUCUGUCACCAUAUGAUGGGGCACACCCUGCUCCCAGGAUUUAUUUUGCAGUCUGUCCUGACACUGCCCUUCCCUGUGCCUGUGUGAACACUUGCAGCCAACUCCCAGAGGAGUGCUCAGAGGUGACCACUACGCAGUGAUGCAGCUGUAUUUUAUUAUUAUUAUUUUUUAAUUAUUAUUUUUGUAAUUAACAUAGUGCCUCCUAGAGGAAUAACCUGACCAGGGAGGCUGAGGGCAGCUCCCCCUUGGCUGUAAACCCAGGUUAUGUGAGUGUUGGUGAUUGUAUUGUAUUCCCUUUCCAGGUCAGACACUGACUGUGGAAGACCCACCUGCUGGGGGUGUUGCCCCCAUUGUGCUGCUCACGUCAGGUCCUAGGAUCUUUAUUUUAAUUAUUAUUAAAAUAAUUAUUAUUUUUUAAUCUUUUGAUUCCUUUAGGAGUAAUAAUUCUGUGUCUGGUUUUGAGAUAUUCUUUAAGUCCAUACUUGACAGCACUUUGGUAAUACCCUAAUUAUUCCAUCAAUUGUUUGAUGCAGUUCGUAUUCUCUGAUGGGAAAAAGUCUUAGCCCAGUUGCUGGUGUGAAACUGAAUCUGUGUUCCAGGUUCUGAGGGACGUGACCCUGUUGAUGGGAAAACAAGCUCAGAACUGGUCAGCUAUUUUUGGCCCCAGCAUGGAAGGCCCCAGUUACUGAAAGAACAGAAUUCUGGAAAAGGGACCAAGGUUUUAGCACAGCAGGCUUUUGCCUUUAAAUAACAUUGGUCUCCAGGAUUGUGCAGAUCAGAGUUUCAGGUUUGAAUUCAGAUCUAUUCCCAGUUAUUAAAAUCCCAAAGGCAGAAGUGCCCUGAUGGUCUCAGCCAGCCUGAGCCAGAGUCCCUCAGGUUGGUGCCAGUGCUGCCCUGGUGACAUGAUCUCUACAAUCAGGUUUUUGCUCCCCAAAUCCAAACCUCACACUCCUGCAAUGCUCUAGCUGUGAGAGCUGGAUGCCUCAGCUCAGCUGAUUCCCAAAUCUUGGUCUUGCUGGGGUUCCUGUGGAGCCCAGUAACCCCCAGAAGCUGGGCUUGUUGUUGGGUUUUUUUUUGUUUGUUUGUUUUCAUAGUGAUUUUUUUUUUUUUUUUUAAUUCUGACCUGCAUCAGUAGCAAAAGAGACUGCAAAGGAGAUAAUUUGCUCAAGAAUUUGCCUUGACUUGCAAAGCUAAUUUUGGGCAAGCUGUUUGGAGGGGAAGCUCACCCCACAGAUUGUCCAGCCUGGCCCCUGCAGUUACCCACCAAGCCCUGACCCUUGGUAAGGACAAAGCCCACCCAACAGCAGAGGAAUCUUCAUUUGUGCCCCGAGUUAAUGACUCUCUGCAACCACAGCUCAGUAAUUACUGCACCUGAUUUCUUAUGUCACUGUGACAAGCAAAAAGACAAAGGGAGGAAGAAGUAAUGCAUGAACUGCUGAAGUAUGAGCUCCACAUCACACUGCUGUAAAUGAAGCAGUGUUCCUGGCAUGGCUUUUAUUUUGCAGGGCAGUUUCAUUCCACAUCUGAGAGGAAUAGGAAUAGGAAGGGGAGUCAGAAAAACACCAAAGCCUCUCCCUCCUUCACGCCCCCAAGCUGUCAGUCAGCCACUUUGUGGCACAAACAGGAGCCCCACCUGAAGGUCCCUACAUGGUGAAGUGGCACCAAAAGCACUCGAUGCCAGCAGCAUCACCAGGUGACCAGGGAGAAGCUGGAGUGCAAGGCUGUGUGUUUUUUAAUUUAAUGCUGGUUUGGGUGGUGACCCAGGCAGGGAGGCAGAGAUGGGGAGCAGAGCUUUGAGAGCCAGGAGGCAGGGAAGGAAGGGUAAACACAGCCAGUUCCUGGGGAACAGGUCCAGUGGACAGACUGAUGCCUGGAGCUGUUUGUCCCUGAUAAUUUUUUACUUGAAUCAUAUAGAAAUCAGCUUUCUAUUUUUUAACUGCACUAAAAGGGGGUGAUGUAAGGCCCCAGUACAGUGUAAAAUCAGCUGAAAAGCUGAUCUGAAGAAAUCCUGUGCCUGCAGCUCCUGCUGGGCUGACUGGUGACCUGCAGGCAGCAGCUGCAGGUAUGACUUGGGGCUCACCAGGCAGACAGGGGACAGUGCUCCAGGAGUGAUGGAUUUCACAACUCUGUGUGCAACAGCUCAGCUGUAAGAGCCAGCCCCAGACCUUGGUGAAUCACCAGUAAUUCUCUCUGACUGGGUUUGUACAUGUUUUUGCAAUGUCCAAAUUUAGCUACAGCACGGUAUCACAGACACUGUCAUUUCCAAGAAGAAUCUGAAUAGUUAAAGCUACUGUCCCAAGUGGUUCUCCUGUAAUAGCCCCAUUCAGCUUUGCUGCAUCUGCCUUGGUCUCAGUCCAGCUGACACAUGCAGCCACCUCCUGCCAUUUGGGCAGGGUUUGACUCUCUCCUCCUUUCAUUCCUUCCCUUCUGGAUUAUCUUUGGCUGCGUUCCUUCUGUUAAUCAUGGCUGGAAACAAGCAGGGUUUCACCUGCAGGUCUGGCAGUGUUGCAAAGUGGUUGCAAGCCACAUUUAUCCUAACAACAGAGAAUGUAAUUGCUCCCCUCCUGCUGGCUGAAAAAGAACCAAACUUUGGAGAGCACAAACAGACCCAAACAUGCUAAGCUACAGAGAGGACUGGUCCCAGAACACUCUGUCAUAUGUGACAGCUCACACUGUAGUGUGGCAUCAAUCCCUGCUACCUUCCACAUGCCUCUUAUGAGCCAGAACUCCCAGAUGUGCUGUACCCUUCCUGUGACUGUGCCAUCAGGUUGUCAGCCAGUGUUAACCACGGCCUGGGUCACCCUGCUCUUUAGGCACUUGAAAAACCUUUGUGGAUGUGAGCAUUUAAAGGCAAAAUAAAAAUAGGACUCCCCGGUGUCCCCCCCCAAAAAAACAAAAAAAUAAAGCUCUGAAGUUUUCUAUAAAAUGUGAAAUGGCAGAGGAACUUUCUGUAGCAAGUACAGCUGUGGCUGUUCAGCUCUCACUCAUCACUGUGUUGAUGUACAUAGGAUGGAUGUGUGUUCCUUGUGUUGCUCAGAUUUUGUAUUUGCAGUAACUGUUAAUUACAUACAGAAUGCUUAAUUUACCACCCACACAACCUGGCUCAGCCUGUGCCCUUAUUUCUCAUGGUGUUGUGCUCCAAGGCUGUAUCCUGGAGGAGCUCAGCCUCAGACAGAGCUGGGAGGAGCUGCUUCCCUGCUGCUGGGCUGGUGUGGUUCUUCCCCCCAUGUCUGGUGGGGACAGCCUUGCCUUGUCCUCGGCACAAGGUGAUUGAUUUGUCUGAAAUGGUUUGAUUUCAAAGGGCAUCUACAAGGGUGAUGCUUCCAAAGCUCCUGUAUCACAGUAAGCAGAGGGAAAUCACAGACCUGUCCUCAGUCUUGAGGUGCUGAGGGGUUCCUGUCCCAGCCUCUGGUUCAGGUUUGCCAGAGAUGAAUGAGAAACAUCCCCAGUGAGCCAGCUGCAAAGAGCCACUGAG